AUGUCCGAUUGCGAUAAGUCUAAGCAUCUCAAGGUAGCGGUUACUCAAGCCGAGCCCGAGUGGCUGGACCUCGCUGGCAGCGUUAACAAAACCUGUAGCCUCAUCAACGAGGCUACAGAAAAUGGCGCCAGGCUUGUUGCGUUUCCUGAAUGCUGGAUUCUUGGGUACCCUGGUUGGAUCUGGCAAAGGCCCGUCGACCCUUACAUUGAGAAUUCUCUCAAGGUGGACUCAGAUGAGAUGAGAACUAUCCAAGCUUGCGCAAAAUCGAAUUCAAUCGCAAUUUCUCUUGGGUUCUCAGGACGGACAGAGUCAAACUCCCUCUACAUUUAUCAGGUUAUCAUCAACCCUGAGGGCGAAAUUGCUACAGGUUUGUUGUUCCAAGAACCUGGCGGUGGCCACAGCGCCGUGUAUGGACCCGAUGGAAGGAGGUUGACGAAGCCUCUGGCUAAUGGAGAUGCGACGGCCGAGGGGAUUGUUUAUACUGAGCUGGACUUGAGGGUCAUUGUCACUAACAGAUCUUUCCUUGAUGUGGUUGGUCAUUGUAGUCGGCCUGACCUUCUGUGGCUUGGUGUUGAUAAGAAGCAAAAAGACAUUGUGGUCUCAACCGACAAACAUGAGGGCGCGUAA
Molecule: messenger RNA, 627 nt
Organism: Fusarium venenatum
Lineage: Eukaryota; Fungi; Ascomycota; Sordariomycetes; Hypocreales; Nectriaceae
Source: RefSeq, a predicted model, not a curated record